AUGAAGGUCGCUACAAGUCUUUCUGCGCUGUCUAUGCUGGCUGCAGCCGAAGCAGCCGAGACUGUUCUCGGAGCGUACAUUUUCCACCGCCAUGGAGAUCGCACGCCCAAGGCUCUUGCGCCUACCAACCUAACUGCUCUGGGAUACGAGCAGGUCUAUACUUCGGGCCAGUACUACCGCUCGAGGUACUUGUCGGGCAGCUCGAAGAUCCGUGGUAUCAAUGAGGACGAGGUCAAGCUUUCUCAGCUCGCAGUCACGGCGCCUGUCGACAAUGUGCUGCAGAAUUCUGCUAUGGGCUUCUUGCAGGGAUUGUACCCACCUGUGCAGACUGUGCAGACUCUUGCGAAUGGACAAAACGUUCAGGCGCCUAUGGAUGGGUACCAAUUGAUCCCCGUCAACACCAUUCAGACGGGCUCUGGAUCCGAAGAUGCAGGUUGGCUGCAAGAUGCAUCAAGCUGCCAAGCCGCAAAGACCAGCUCCAACAGCUUCUUCUCUAGCACAGAAUACAAAGACCUUUCCUCCAGCACGAAGGACCUCUACGCUUCUAUCGUACCCGCAAUCAACAACAUCAUCCCCGCCGACCAAAUCUCUUUCAAAAAUGGAUAUGUCGUCUAUGAUAUCCUCAACGUCGCGUCCAUACACAACACAUCCUCUCCUUCUAUGCCUUCAAACUCUACAUUGAACACCCUCCGCACCCUCGCAGACGCCCACGAAUGGCACCUCGCCUUCAACGCCUCCGACCCCAUGCGCGCCGUCGCAGGCAUGCAACUCGCUGGCGAAAUCCUGUCGCACAUGAAUGGCAUCAUUUCCUCGCAGGGCGCACGCAAACUCGGCGUCCAAUUCGGCGCCUACGCGACGUUCAUGUCAUUUUUCGGCCUCACAGACUUACCCUCUGCGAGUCAGAAUUUCAUGGGCAUCGUAGACUACGCGAGUAGUUUGGUGCUGGAGAUGUUCACUGAGAAGGACGUUGGAGAGGGAUUCCCCAGUGAGCAAGAUCUGCAGAUUCGGUUCCUGUUUCACAACGGCACCGCGUCUAAUGUGAGUGAACCGUCUGUGUAUCCGCUUUUCGGCGGUGCCAACGAGGCGCUCAUGUGGACGGAUUUCCAGUCCAAGAUGCGCGACUUUGCGAUCGGUUCCACACAGCAGUGGUGCGAAAAGUGUGGGAAUGAAACGGGAGGUUGUGCGGCGUUCGCGGCGAAGACAGAAUCGGCGGCACAGGGAGGGAAAGGGGGGUUGAGGUUGAGCCCGGCGAUUGGAGGUGUUAUUGGCGCGUUUGUCACGCUGGCUGUUGUGCUGGGGACACUUGCGGGAGUCAUGUUGGUUGGGGGGUUUACGCUUGUGAGUAAGAAGAGAGUGAAGGGAGUGCAGGAGGUAAGUGUUGAGACGAAGGCUUAG
This is a messenger RNA of Parastagonospora nodorum SN15, 1395 nucleotides long. RefSeq lists its product as hypothetical. The record is from RefSeq and is a predicted model, not a curated record. Gene Ontology annotation, biological process: dephosphorylation. The transcript has 2 exons. The coding region runs from base 1 to 1395 and encodes 464 amino acids. Gene Ontology annotation, molecular function: phosphatase activity. NCBI's taxonomy places the organism in Eukaryota, Fungi, Ascomycota, Dothideomycetes, Pleosporales, Phaeosphaeriaceae.